AUGUGUGAAGGUCGUGUGACACAUCUACAACUGUCGUUCAACCGACAUCAGGGUACCUACCUACAAUACGGUACCUACUAUGCAUGCACGUCCAAUAUCUAG
Plenodomus lingam JN3 is the source of this 102-nucleotide messenger RNA. The record is from RefSeq and is a predicted model, not a curated record. NCBI's taxonomy places the organism in Eukaryota, Fungi, Ascomycota, Dothideomycetes, Pleosporales, Leptosphaeriaceae.